CUUCGGCAGUAUUGGCCUGAACCGCCUACCAAGACGGAAAAAGACUUGCCCGACUUGCAAGGACGAGUCUUUAUUGUCACAGGCGGCACUGGAGGCAUCGGCUUAGCAGUAGCGACAGCUCUCUUCCACGCCAAUGCGACGCGAGUCUACCUCCUUGGGCGAUCUGAUUCUGCCGGCGAGACGGCCGUGAGCGCCAUUGUCAAAUCAGAUCCCCCCGGCGAUAUGAAGCGUCGCAGCGCAGACGGCGAUGGCGCUGUCAAGUUUCUACACCUGGACCUUUCCGAUUUGCAGAGCAUCAAGCACACCGCCGAGGCCUUUCUGUCAGCAGAGACUCGGUUGGAUGUCAUCUGGCACAAUGCGGGCGUCAUGGCACCCCCGGAGGGAAGCGUCAGCAAGCAGGGCCACGAGCUAAGCUUUGCGACUAACGUGCUAGGCCCCUUUUUGCUGCAGCAGUUCCUGACGCCGAUUUUGCUCAAGACGGCCGAGAGCGGGCUUGUCCCGGAGGCGUCUGUCCGUACUUGCUGGGCGGCUUCCGUCGAGUUUCCUGACCCCCCGGGGGAGGAUGGGAUCUUGUGGGAUGAUUGGGCGCUGAGCUCGCCCGAGUUUUCUGGCCUCAACGGGCGUGUCCAGCGAUAUGUGCAGAGUAAAUGGGCAAAUGCCAUUCUCGCGGUCGAGAUGGCCAGGAGAUAUCCUCAGGUUGUUAGCUCAUCGUUCAACCCGGGCGCCAUCAAGACGGACCUCACUCGGCACGCGCCCGGCAUCUUGAAGAGCAUCCAAGGGUUCUUGUCGUACCCGGUUCGGUUUGGGGCCUUGACUGAGUUGCAAGCUGGGUUUGGGAGUGAGGUUGCCGAGUACAAUGGCUGCUAUCUUAUUCCCUGGGGGAAGGUUGGGAGUCCGAUUCCCAAAGUUGUGGAGGGCAUCGAGAAGAGGGCGUCGGGAGAGAGGCUGUGG
This is a messenger RNA of Trichoderma virens Gv29-8, 951 nucleotides long. RefSeq lists its product as uncharacterized. The transcript is spliced from 2 exons. NCBI's taxonomy places the organism in Eukaryota, Fungi, Ascomycota, Sordariomycetes, Hypocreales, Hypocreaceae. The annotation marks the transcript as partial. The record is from RefSeq and is a predicted model, not a curated record.